Molecule: messenger RNA, 11423 nt
Organism: Scleropages formosus (Asian bonytongue)
Lineage: Eukaryota; Metazoa; Chordata; Actinopteri; Osteoglossiformes; Osteoglossidae
Gene: lmtk3
Product: lemur tyrosine kinase 3
Exons: 16
Coding region: 444-9905 (3153 amino acids)
Biological process (GO): protein phosphorylation
Molecular function (GO): protein kinase activity; ATP binding
Source: RefSeq, a predicted model, not a curated record
CGCAUAACGGGACACGGUAAUAUGCGCCUGGUCGCGUUCUGCGUGCCGUCCGCGUGAGGAGAAAGACAGGAGUGAUGCGAGCAGAACGGAAACGGCAAAAUAGAUGAUGUAAAAAAAAAAAUCGAUAGUGGGAGGUCGUUGUGUUUAUUUUUAAAUGCGCUUAUCGUCUCAGCCUAAUGUUUCAUCUUCGGGAGAGGUGAUGUUUUGCUCGUAAGCGCCGGACCGCCACUACACAAUAGAGCAUCCCCGCGUCCGUGUCCCUCUCACUGGCGCCGUGUGUAACUGCGGAUUAAAGAGCAGCGGGCGGAGGAGGGGAAGCAAAACAGCACAACAAGGAGACGCUUAUCGCUAGUGGGGGCACAUAGCGAGGGGCAAGCAGUGGAAGACGCGGGGGGUAAGGUCGCAGUUGUCGCUCGAAUGGUCGUGCCGUGGACCCCGCGACUAUGCGACGACAGUGCUGGGUGAUAGUGUUGGCGGGGAUGAUGUCGUACUUCAACCCGGAGAGAGCGCUGGGAGCCCCGCAGCGAGAAGUCUCUCCAUCCAGGACCUCCACUCUCUCUCCUCCACCCUACGUCGUCAUUCUCAUCUCGUGUUCAGGACUUGUUUCCUUUGUUCUUCUUCUGCUCGCCUGUCUUUGCUGCAAAAGAGGGGGAGUCGGAUUCAACGAGUUUGACAAUGCUGAUGGGGAAGAAUGUUCGGUGGCUUCUAGUCCACCCCCAGAAGACAGUCUGUCCUCUUGCCCCUCUCUUCCUGAGGUCUACACAUUACCCCUUCGAGACCGGGCUUUAUUCCCAGACUCUGAUUCUCAGUGCUUCCGAAGGCACACUCUCAACUAUCUUCAGGAGAUUGGAAAUGGGUGGUUUGGAAAGGUUAUCCUGGCAGAGGUCUUAUGUGACUCCAACUCCUCCCAAGCUGUUGUGAAGGAGCUGCGGGUUAGCGCCAGCCCACUGGAGCAGAGGAAGUUCUUGGCUGAAUCGGAGCCAUACAGAAGCCUACAACAUCCCAACAUCCUCCAGUGUUUAGGCCAGUGUAGUGAGACCAUACCAUUCCUGCUGGUCAUGGAGUUUUGUCAGCUGGGUGAUCUAAAGAGGUAUUUAAGAGCUCAGAGGAAAUCAGAUGGCAUGACCCCUGACCUUUUAACCAGGGACCUUCUGACUUUGCAACGUAUGGCACUGGAAAUCACUUCUGGGCUGUUGCACCUUCAUGAAAAUAAUUACAUUCACAGUGAUUUGGCUCUGAGGAACUGUCUUCUCACAUCAGAUCUGACUGUCAGAAUAGGGGACUAUGGUUUGUCUCACAACCACUACAAGGAGGAUUAUUACCUUACACCAGACAAGUUAUGGAUCCCUUUGCGCUGGAUUGCUCCUGAGCUGUUAGAAGAAUAUCAUGGAGGGCUAAUUGUCACUGAUCAGACUAAAACCAGCAAUGUGUGGUCGCUCGGCGUGGUCAUAUGGGAGCUGUUUGAAUUUGGUUCACAGCCUCACAGACACCUGAGUGAUGAAGAAGUGUUGACAUUUGUGAUUCGAGAAAGGCAGAUAACCUUGGCUCAGCCCAGACUGAAACUCACUCAUGCAGACUAUUGGUAUGAGGUCAUGCAGUCUUGCUGGCUCCCCCCAUCUCAGCGCCCUUCUGUGGCAGACAUAUUCCUUCUCCUCUCAUCUUUGCUUGCAGCAGAAAGAGGAAUGAGUCGGAGGAGUGUGGGAGGAGAAGAUGAAGAUGAGGAAGAGGAUGAAGAAGCUAGGGGGAGAUCAAGAAGGGGUGAGAGUGAAGAGUCCUUUGAGAGGAGAUGGGACUCUCUUCGUCCUCCAGCAUUCCAAGCAGUAGUGAAUGAGCGACACAGAGAGAGAGAGAGGGAGGAGGAAAGUUUCAGAGGUGCAAAUGGCAACUCAUUUCCUCUUUUAGACCCGGUUGGAAAUACAAUCACACCUUCGUCAUCUGAACUUGAUGACAUACUAACAGUGACAGAAACCAGCAAAGGUUUAAACUUUGAAUAUUUCUGGGAGAAAGCCCAUGGAAGACGAGGUUAUAAACCCCUUCCUCCACCACAGCCUAUCCCAACAGUUAACACUGCUCAUAGACAUUCCUUGGAUACACCUACUGUUGUCCCAGUUAUUAGCGCUCGCAGCCCUUCCUUAGCUAGUGAAUACUAUAUUCGCUUGGAAGAACAUACUCCACAGGAUAAAUCACCCACUCUUAAAGGAAAGGCACACUCUUUUUCUGGAUCAAAAGGUCACCAUGUUGUGAGAGCAGAUUCAGUGUGCCCUGGGGAUCUGGAACUUGUGGAAAUUCGAAGUAGUGCCAAAAGAAAGGAAAAGGAUGAAUACAGCCCACAGGAUGACUUUGAAAAAGGAGACAAGUUGACUGUGACAUCUAGUGAAGUAAACAUUCUGCUACCUAACACUGGAUUGGUGGAACACAGUAAAGAGACUUGCCACAGGGUUACAGACUUUACUGUGGUGGAUGUUGGGGAAAGAGGGGAAGAAACAGAGGCAGAUCGAAAAGACAUAAUCUCCAGAUCAUCUCUGACCAUCUCACCUCCAACUGUCCAACUCCCUAAGCAACGUUCGGUAUCGAUGUCAUCCGCAAAUCACCUUCACACCCGCCCGCUCCCAGCCCCACCUCUUGGAUAUCACAGAGCUGUUGGAUCAGCCCACUUUUCCAGCUCGUCCUUUCCUACUGGCAAGGGAGAAUAUGUUGACCCAGAAUUGAUGGGAAACUGCACUGUUUCAAAGGGUCAUUUUGACCAUUUAGGAUUUCAUCGCCUCCACCAGACUCUACCGCCUUCACCCUCCCUUUCUCCCUCUAUUCCCACUUCCUCUGGUAGCCAUCCUCUAUGCCUACCACCGCGUUCUCAGCCACCCCCUCUCCCUAUGCAUUACAAAAUUCCCAGAGGUCAUAGACACAGUGUUUCUGGAGAUGCUUAUUCUAGUCGUAUAAACAAAUCCACAAGUGAUGCGCGAAGAGACCCAUUAUCGUGUGAUUAUAACGACAGUAAACCUUUCAUGAGUAUGAGACGUUCACAGUCUUUGAUUAAUUCUAAGAAUAUAAAAGAUUCACACUCAGUUGAUACAGUGUCUCCUCAUCAAGACUCAUUUUAUCCAAGAAUCACACGCUCUCAGUCCAUGAUUCCCAAAAUUGAAAGAGAAUGUUGCUCUAGCCCAACAUACUCCGAUGAGGAUGAUUCACCAUUUUCAUCACCAAAUAAAAUGCGCUGUGGUACUGCUGUUCAUCGUAUAAGCCUGCCAGCUGAUAUAGACCCUGCAGCUGCAGAACUUUUUUCCAGAGGAAUGAAGAGAACCCAAUCCCGCCUUGCCACCAUUCUUCCAGCCAUUUGGCAAGAAGAUGCUGAGUUACUGAAGGAUGGAUCAUCAACCACCAGAAAAUCCCCUAUGCACUUGUUUCUAACAGAGAUUUCUAAUGUUACCGAAUCUACAACAACAAAAUUUGAAGAAACUUCAUGGGACUUGGAAAAUGGUCUGAAAAGUGCAGCCCAAACAGAGAGUAACACAACAGAGGACUUUCUUCUUCCCCCAAGAGGGAUACGUCGCUCUCAGUCUUUGGUAACAGAGUUGGGUUCUGCAGGACAAGCAAAGGGUCCUGAAGAGAAACAAACAGUAAUAGGUUAUGUUGUCAGAAAGGGAUCUUUUCAGAGAGAGCUGUUUCUUACUGAAAUUGACACAGGAAAGAUAGAAGAACCCAGUAUAGAUGUAGAAGAAGACUCUUGCCAGGUCAUGCAAUCUCACUGGGCUUCAAAAUCACAUCCUGUGCCAAGUCCGAAUAACCUUCCUAACUAUCCAGAAGGAAAGGAAGCCUAUUUCAGAGGAAUGAAACGGUCUCGGUCUUUGGUCUCUGAAAUAACUUCAGAAAGACUAGACAUGCAGCCCCAAAACAAAGAGUUGAACAGAGAGACUUUCCCAAAAGAUAUUCAAUCAGCAGAAACCUUUCUUACAGAGAUCAUGACAAAAAAAAGUGGAUCUGCCUGUGUGUCCCUUGAAAAAGACUUAUCUCCUGGGGUGCUUACGCCAACUUCACCUGAAUAUGAAACAAUAUGUAUAGUUCCUGGUUCUUCACAAACAAUUACAUAUAAAGUGGAAAUGUCAAAAAAUACUGCAGACCAAGGACUUGAAAACAAUACUGAAGCCAUUUAUGCUCAAGUAACAAAGCCUUCAAAAAGAUCUGAGAUUAAAGUUACUGUACGCCCUGAAAUCCCAGUAUUGCAGAUAGGAUCGGACAAAGUGCAAGUGGAAACCCCCAACACAGAACCAUCCAGUUCUACUCCUAAAAAAGCUCCUGAGAAUUUUCUUUCUGGAGAUUUGCAAGUUAGUAGCACAUCUAAUAUAGAGUCCCAUAAUAAAACUCAACCUCAGACUAAUCUUGAAAUUCACCCGCAAUCUAGUUUACAGUCUCAUCCAGAUGAUUUUGUAUUCUCAGAAAUAAUGCCAAAGAAUGGGCUUCUUCUUGAACAUAUGAGUCCUGGCGUUAAAGAUUUUUUGUCACAUAGUGAAACCACUCCUGUGGAGUCAGAUGAAAGAGAAACAGCGACCAUUCUGGAGUUCAGUCCAAGUCAGCAAACAGAGGUGGUGUCUGUAAACAGUCCAAUUUUUUCUUCCUCUGCAAGCGGAGAAUUGAAAUCUCAACAGAUAUCAGAGCUAUCAGUCCAGUCCUUGUCUCAAGGUGUUAGUGAAAAAUUAGCACACUCAAAGACCAUGACAAAUGACGCGGAUUCCCAUCCAUAUCCCUUCACAGUAGCAACGGAUAAUGCUGAUAAAGUGAAUUUAGGACAGAGGUGCAGUGAAGUAAUAGUAGAAGACACUGAAGGUUCUGUCAGUAAACCACACGAAAAAAAUCUGAACAUUUCACCAUUACAUAACUUAAGCACAGAUAUAAUGAAAAUUGGUCAGAUUGAUUACAAAGAGACAGCAUCUGAAAGUUCCCCACCUCAUGUGGACAUCUCUAAAAUUAGCUUGAAAUCAAAAGUUCCUGACAUUCUGAAUGAAGCAAGGUUUCUCUCACAAGACUCAAAUUCACCAGAUAUGAAUACAUCCAUUGCAGGUGACGUUUUAGAACGGGAUAUGUGCUUGGAGGAAAAAAGAGAAGUUUCUAUAGCUGAUUCAAAGAGGGCAAAAUCUGAAACAUUCUCUUCAAUUAAUGCAGUGUUUUUACUGUCACAGAAAGAUUCAGAGAAUACCUCAGACAUUGUACAGAAUGACAGUUGUUCUGAAACAGAAUUUGAGAUCACCAAAGUAGAAGACUGUCUUUCUUUGUCACACAUGGGAACCAUAGGCACAGCCCUGCCUCCACUACCUUUAGUUUGGGAUCCAGUUUCUGACCUGUCACUCUCUGUAAACACCCCGACAGAUUCUGGUAUAUCGCCUUUGACAUCAAGCUCUUUGGAUUGCUUAACACCUGGGGACUCCUGGGGAGGUGGAGGAGGGAGUAGCUGGAGAGCACUGGGGACUGACACUCCUUACCGAGAUUCUGCCUAUUUCUCUGACAGUGACUGGGAAGGGGAAGGUAUGGUGAGGAGAGGUGGAGAUGGCAUAAUUAUGCCUCGACCUAGUAGCAGCAGAAAUGGAGACAAGGGGUUGCUAAUGGAUAUAGAAGAGAAGGCAGAGACAGAAGAGGAAGCUCAAACACAAGGAGAGACCCAGAGUAAAUAUAAGAAGGAUGCAGAUAGAACAUUUAGCUCAAAUGACAAAAUAGCAUUACAAAUUGAAAAAGAGAAGAAAAAUCUAAGCAGCUGCACUGGGAAUCAAGAUAUUUGUAAUGAAAAUACUAAAAAGGAAGAAGACUUCUGUGCUGGUAAUGAUGAGUACAGUGUGAAAGAACUGACCUAUCUAAAAGGAUUUGUUAAUUUUGAAGAAGAGACCAAGAAGAAAGAAUUAAUCAGUGAGAUAAAUGAUACCAUUGACAUGGCUGAGAGUGCAGAUUUGAAGUUACUUAGCCAAGCACUGCCAUCUGCAAGACCUCUAAGUGAGGACAAUGCUGAAUAUAUUGCUAAGUUAUUCUCAACAUUAGGUAAUGAAUUACUAAAAACAUUCCCAAAUAUUGAUGAAACUCAUUCCACUUUACAACAACGGACUGGGGAAAUAAGGCCUCAGCAUCCAGUAAAUAAAGAUUUUGGAUCACUGUCCAGUACUUUUGCUGAAAGUGAGAGUCUGGAAGAAACCACAGAUGCUGAAAUGCAUUCCAAGGCGAAAGAAAGACAAUUAAAAUCAAAAGAGCUGUUAGAUAGUGAUUCACAUUUGAAAUUUGCUGAAAAAAAUAACAAAGAUUCAGUAACGGAAGAAGAUCAUGUUGGAAAUACAGAUGGAGAGAAAGGGUUGCUGUCAUGUAGUGAUCCUGAGAACAGACAAUCUAGACUAUGCAGAUUCUAUAAUAUUUCUACUACUGACACUGGAGCCAAGGAUACUGUGCUGGAACCUAGCUAUACAGUGGAUGAAAAUGAAACCAAGAUCCAUUUUACCCAUUCUUACUGGGAAGAGGGAAGUACUGAAAUGGCUGCAAGACUAAAGAGUCAUGAAUUAGAAAUUCAGCACACUGAUGCCAAUGAGUUGGGCCUAAGAAAUCUUUGCUACUCAGAGGAUAGUGAUGAUGAAAGAACUAAAACAAAAUCAGACACUGAGGUUCAGUUGGCUGCUGGGGAACUAUUCUACACAACUAAGGAAAACCUAAGAAGUGACAGGCAUAGUGAAGAAGAAGAGAAAAAUUCACAAAAUGAACUCCCAGAAAACAACUACUUCCAUAAAAAUGGAGAUAGGGAGACAAAAGAGUUGAACCUGAAUGGGAAAAGGGAACUAUGGGAUGUCAGUGAGGAUGAUGAAGAGAGUAGAGGAGGAGCUGUAAGAGGGGAAUUAGAUUGCUUUCGAUUCCAGCAAGAAAACUUGCAUUUAUGGCCUACAGAAAAUGACCAGUGGGCUUCAGCAGAAGCAAAAAAUUCAGAGUCUGAAUUAGUAACAGAGCUUUUUUCAGGGGUUAACAGAGAUGUUUGGGUUCAGAGAGACCGGGAUGUCAUGGUACCUGAAUUCUGGGGAGCAGAAGAGAAUGAUGAGUUUGCAGGGAGUGAGCCUCAUCCUGCUAUUUUGGCAAGCUGUGAAGAAGAAAUUAAUGAUGAAAAACAAGGCCAGUCUUUACAUGAAGUGUCACAGUCUUUACAAAAACAAAACAUAAGGCUCAUGGGAAGCCUUAAAGAAAUUGGCUAUGAAAAUAUGGACAUACAACAAGAGGAAAAUGUUGAAAAUCCAGAUAUGGAUUCUAGGGAACAAGAUGAUAAAGAAAAAUGUCUAAUUGUAGAAGUGGAGAAUUUUGAAAACCCUGAACAGGGGGGAUGCAAACAUAAGAAUACAGGGUUUGAUGGACACUUGGACAUAAACAAAGGUUUUGAAGUACGGAGUACUGACAGGAAGUUACUCUUACAAAAUCAUCAAGGGGUAGGCCUUACAGAAGAGAAUCAAAACUUUAACACAUGUCCACUAAUCAAACAGAGAAUUCAAGAAUUAGAUAAUGUAGUUGAAAAUAUUAGUAUUUGUAAUGACUUAUUCACUAAUGUGAUUACUGAAGGAACUGUGGAAAUAGGAAGCAAACUAAACCAGGAGUCCUUUCACAUGACCCACUCAGAUAAAAAUGAAGAUUCAGAAAUUGAUGUCAAGGAGAACCUUAACAUUUUGAAGAGCGGUAGGGCUACACCAGAGACAUGUGGAAAAGACAAUAGAUGCUUAGAACUCAAAGAACAGCUUGUGACAGAGAAAAUAGACACAAAUCAGCCUAAUUGUUUUGAGUAUUCUUUACAACCUAAUGUCUCAUGUUUGGGAGACUGUUCUUUUGAAAGAGAUAAAAGUGACAGUAAUUUCACAUGCCAAGAUUUUUUGCACAUGAAGACAAUAGAGAAUGAAUCCAUUGCAAUUCACCCUAUAAAUUCUCCAAGUUUUCCAAAUGACCUCAACCAAGGGGCCCUAGCAGUAGAUAAUGGCACAGUUCCAGGGUUGUUUUCUGAUCCUCAGUCACUGAAGAAAACAAAGUGCAGUGAUCAGUUACAUUUACUUACCAAAAACCAAACUGUACUUCAGUCAGAUACAUCCCAAAGCUCAAACAAUACUUCUGUCAUAUCUCAUUGCAUAAACAUCAAGGACCUUGGUAACAAACAUCUCGAUCAACUACAAACUGAAGUAAUUUCUCAACCAAGACCUGUUGCUGAGGUCCAGGAAGAAUUUAGAAUUAAAUGUGAUAGUAAGAAACCUUUAAUGGAUAUAAAGAAAAGUUCACAGAUUAUUUGUUCCAGUUCUAAUGUAGGCGAAUCAUCUCCUAUUGAUGUCGUAUCAGAACACAAGGCUGAAGUGAAUCUUGCUGAUUCUUCCACUGUAAACCUUGAACAGUGUAAACUGCCUCAAGAAUUAAUUUUUGGUCCUAGCAAGGAAACCACAACAAAUAUGGAGUCCACAUUAAGACAAGAAGUACAUCAGUUUCCCUGUCAAGUUGGACAGGAUAAUGAAAAAAGCCCUUCACAGAAAAUAUCCUUCCAGUCCUUCUCUCGGUGCUCACUCAGCUCUGUCCCGGAGUUGUUGAUAUCUGAAUGGAAAGACUUGGAUGAAGAGCCAUUGGAAGACUUUGAGAAACUGGAGCAGCUUUGUUGUAUUUCUGGUGAUGAAGAUACUCUUGGUGACUUCUUUUUGGGAAAUUUUGAAAUAUUGGAAUCCCUCAAGAAGGCUCCAGUGCAACAAUCCAGGGACUGUCUUGACAUAGAGACAACAAAAUGCAGAACUAGUUCUUUGGAAGGGGAUAACGGAUUAGAACUCAGAAGAGAAACAGAAGGAGUCCCUGAAAGUUUCACGAGUAAACCGGAAAGUUCUGAUGAGUUUUUAAGAUCAAGUUUGUAUUACCAACCUAAUGCCACACAGAAGAUUGUUUCUGAUCCUUCCACAAUGGCCCAAUAUUCUCUUGAACUUGAGAAACGUGAACUAAUGAGUCCAACAUUAGGUUCGCCAGUUAAUCCUGCUGAAAAUGUUAAGGGCCAAAGACCACUGUCCAAGAUUCCUACGAAGAAUGGUUUAAUGAUGCAGGUGUGUGAAGAGCGAUUGCAGUAUUCUCUAAGUGAGAAUGUGAAAAGGAAUGUACUGUGUGGGGCCACAGUGAGUGAAGCAGUCAUUCUUCGGCCAUGGGGUGAUCCCAUAAAUGGAGAAGACAAAGCACGAGAAAAAGACGGUCAGGGCAGUGUUCACAAGGAUGAGUCCCAGUUAGCCACCUGUUCUGAGACAAUAAAUGAGCCUACAGUGGCCUUGAGUGGGCCAUUAAGUGUGACUGAACAAGAAGUCACAACCCCCUCCGCUGCUUCAAAUCAAGCAAUGAAAGCCAAGCUGGCCCGUCUGUCACUCUCUCUGCCUCCACUUGCACUCUCUCUUCCCCUGUCUCCAAAUCCCAGGGUAGGAUUUUGGGAAACGGGGGAAAACAGAGAUAAAAGUGGACGAAGACGGGGUGCAUCGACUGGAAGUGACCCAGAUGAUGAGGAAGAUGAAGGGCAGGAAGAUGAAGGGGCUGGGAGGAUGAUUGUUAUUACAGAAACAGAUGUUGACAAGAGAGUUGGUUUGCGAAGCUUGCUAAAAUCACCACGGGAACCAAUGGAAAGAGACCGGGAAAGAGGAAGAAAUGUUUCUUUCUUUGAUGAUGUCACUGUCUAUCUUUUUGAUCAGGAAACUCCAACCAAUGAACUCAGCACUGGCUCUGAAUCCAGCAGUCCAUCACUUUCUCAUGACAUGUUAGGUGGUGCUUCAUCGGCUGAGAUUUUAGGAGCAAGUGUUUCGCAGUCCAGAGGAAGUGGUGAUCUGUCAGUCACCCCCAGGUCACCAGGCGCUAAUCCUGUAACUCCAUCACGCUUUACUGUCAGCCCUGCCCAUGACCCUCAUUUAGUCUGAUGUGUUGUUUCUAUAUUCCCUCAAGUCCCGAGAACUUGAAAAAAACUCUUGUUUGUUACUUUUCAUUAGCUUGCUGCAGAUUGUCAGGACUUCUCUACUGUUCAAGCCCAGCACCAGAUGGAGACAAAAUUUUUACCUUUAAAACAAUCAGUUGCUCAGCACCUAGUUUUAUUUGUUUUGAUCAUACAAAUACCAUGACUUGUAACUAAGUUAUUUAUCAUGGCCAAACAGCUCCUGAGGUUCUUGUUAUUACAAGUUAAUUUCAGAAUAGACACACCAAAACUACCACUUUCUGUAUAUUUUCAGUUGACAGUUAACAAUUAAGCCUUUUAAAUCAGAGCACUCAUAGGCUACAUAUCAAGAGCAAUUACAUCAUUUUUAUUCCCAUAAUAUAUUAAUUAAUACACAGCGCUUUUGUGGACAUGACUGAUACAAGACUGUGAUAUGUCUCACACACAAUGUGUGGAAGCUGGAAGUCAUGGGUCAGUGAAGAGAGCAAAUAAAGUCAGGUAUGCAAUCCUCUGACCUGCUGCUGGCUCCAGACAUGGCAGUACUCUACUGUUCAGUUUUAUCAGUACAGCACUGUUAACAUAUCUGAAAUUGUUUAACUGCCAUUUGGUGGGAAUGUUUUUUAUGUGCCCACUUUCUCAUUCUCCCUGUUUCCUUUUAUUGUGUAUCUCUCCCUUAUAUAAAGGGGUGCACUUUGUGUAAUCAUUUUCUGCUUAUGUAUAAGAUUAAGCUGGAUUCAUAACGUUGUAAAAAAAAGGUAAACCGUAUAUGUGUACUACAACUUGGAAAGAAAUCCAUUGGAACUCUUUGAAAAUAUCAUUCAGCAUUUGUAUAAAAAAGAAAAAGUUGUGAAUUUUACAUGUGUGUACAAAAUCAUUUUACCGUAAUUUAUUUUAGAAUAAUUCUUAGGAUGCAUGUAAUGAUUAAUAUAAGCUAUUUAAAUUUGUUUUUAUACAUUGUUUUUGUUUCACAAGGUAAUAUUUCAGUCAUAUUUAUUUAUUCAUUUAUUUAUUGCUUUGAUUUAAAGUGGUUAAUGUUGUUAUGCUAGUUGUUCUUUGUAACUUAAUCAAGUUGGGACUUUAUGCACACACUAAUUAAUAUCUUUCUUGGUUUAUUUGUUCCUUCCCAACAAAUAAUAAAGCAAGAUAUUUUGCAAAGCCCAUUAAAUUCUGUAACAGUCUGUCUUAUUUUAUGUCUUUCUAUAUAAUGCUUUGUAUUGUUUGUUAUAAAAUGCUCACACGUAUAAGUUGGUUUUGUCUUAGUAACCUUUAUUUAAGGGAAAUUAAUGCAACUCAGCACAGAAAAAAUUAAAGAUAAUGAGCUAAUCUGACCAUAUAAUGGUGUAUUGUUUACUUAUUAUUUAUUGUUGAUCUUAUUAUUUAAGAUUUUCAUUUAUUACAACCUUUUGAACUGCCCAUGUCUAAAAAAAUAGUAUUAAGUAAUAAGUUUUCAAAAUCAAUUUAAACUUGUACUGUUCAAUUCCAGGGUUUUCAUGAGUUACUGUAUAAA